Molecule: messenger RNA, 1237 nt
Organism: Bradysia coprophila
Lineage: Eukaryota; Metazoa; Arthropoda; Insecta; Diptera; Sciaridae
Product: odorant receptor 94a-like
Biological process (GO): detection of chemical stimulus involved in sensory perception of smell; sensory perception of smell
Cellular component (GO): plasma membrane
Molecular function (GO): olfactory receptor activity; odorant binding
Source: RefSeq, a predicted model, not a curated record
UCAAGUGUUGUAUACAAUCAGUGUCAGUUUACCUGUGGAUUGUAACGGUCGACAAUAUAAUUCUGAGAAAAUGUUUACGAUUCAAGUGGAGAAAACUAUUCAGCUAAUUAAACAAAUAUUUUACCUAAUGGGAAUAUGGCAAAGGGACGAAGAGUCCAAUUACCGUAAAAUGGGCAAGAAAUUGUUUUACAGUUUUUUGGGUACAUUUUACCCGAUAUUCUUCACGGCUAAUGCUUUUCUAUGUGACAAUCUUGUUGAAGCUGUUUUCUCAGUACAGAUUUCAAUUACAGCGACGAUAGGAUACGUGAAAAUUCUGUACGUCCUGUUUGAGAAACACGAAAUCCUCGCAUUUUUACGUGAUCCGAUCGUUGUUCAUUCAAUUGAAAAUCGUGAAGAAUAUGAGGAAACAGUCAAAAAGAUCAAAAAAUUUAUGAAUUUCGUACGGCUGUAUUGUCUGGCAAUAUUUGCAACUGCUCCAGUGCUGAUCGUAAUAGCACUGCCAAUAUUCUCCUCCGAUAGAGGCCUGCCUCUUUUUAUCAGUUUCUCAUGGAACCAUUCGGAAAUUAUUUAUUGGUUCGCGUAUUUGUUCGUGUCAUUGUCAUGUUUCUUGUACGUUAUAAUGAACUUGAUGACCAUACUAAUUUGGUACAUUAUGUUAAAUUACUCCAUCGAGUACGAGCUGCUGGGAAAUAAAUUGAGAAAAUUAGGAGUGAUAAAGAAAACUGUUUCGAAGACAACCAAAAAACAGAAACAAUUCAAGUUGACACAACGAAGUGGGUUCGCUGAAGAUUUAAUUGUCUUUGUAAAAGCUCAUCGCAACUUAACCGAAACAAUAAAGCGAUUCAGAUCCUUUUUCUCGACAUUAUUUUUGGUCCAAAUCACAACCAGUGGCAUUAUUAUUUGUACUUCAGUUUACAGCUUAGCCUUUUCUUCGAACCAAAAUAUUGUUCAAAUCGAGUUUUAUGUUGUUGUGGUGCUCUACGCAAUUUUUGAUAUUUUUUUGAUUAUGUACCUGGCAAAUGACAUUACCGUUGCCAGUGACCGAUUGUCCUACUGUUUAUUUAAGUCAAAUUGGAUUGAGCAGACACAAUUGUGUAAGAAAUAUGUUGUCAUCAUGUGCGAGGUGUUGAAGCAACCGCAACAACUUGUCGUCUUGAUGUAUCCAAUGAACUUGGAAACUUUUAUGACGAUUGUCAACGGUGCCUACAGCAUGUUCAACCUCUUAAAAAGUCUUUAA